AUGGAUACUCCCCGGGUGCUGCUCUCGGCCGUCUUCCUCAUCGGUUUCCUGUGGGAUUUGCCCGGUUUCCAGCAGGCUUCUAUCUCCUCCUCGUCCGCGGAGCUGGGUUCCAGCAGAAGCGCGAGGAGCCGCAAGGAAGGGAGGGUGGCGCGGGCGCCGCGAGAGAGCGCGGCGGGCCAGGCGUCCCAGGAGCGUCAGGAGCCCCAGCCCGGGCGGCCGCAGGACGAUCCCCGGGCUCCGGAGCCGCCGGGCCGGGGUCCACGCGUGGUGCCGCACGAAUACAUGCUGUCCAUCUACAGGACCUACUCCAUCGCCGAGAGGCUGGGCAUCAACGCCAGCUUCUUCCAGUCUUCCAAGUCGGCGAACACAAUCACGAGCUUUGUGGACAGGGGACUCGACGAUCUCUCACACACUCCUCUCCGGAGACAGAAGUAUUUGUUUGAUGUGUCCACACUCUCAGACAGAGAAGAGCUGGUGGGCGCGGAGCUGCGGCUCUAUCGCCAGGCCCCCGCUGCGCCCUGGAGGCCAGCGGCCGGGCCGCUGCGCGUGCAGCUGUCACGCUGCCUGUCGCCAGAGCUGCUGGACGCGCGCACCCUGGACCCGCAGGGGGCGCCCCCCGCCGGCUGGGAAGUCUUCGACGUGUGGCAGGUUCUGCGCCACCACCCGGGGAAGCAGCUGUGCUUGGAGCUGCGGGCCUCGGGGGUCUGGCCGGACGCCGGGGAGGUCCAGGCGCGCGCGCGGGGGCCCCAGCAGCCCCCGCCCCCGGACCUGCGGAGUCUGGGCUUCGGCCGCAGGGUGCGCGCCCCGCAGGAGCGCGCCCUGCUCGUGGUGUUCACCAGAUCCCAGCGAAAGAACCUGUUCGCCGAGAUGCGCGAGCAGCUAGGCUCGGCUGAGGCUGCGGGCACUGAGGGGGCCUGGCCGCCACCGUCAGGAGCUCCGGAUGUCGGGCCGUGGCUGCCCUCGCCCGGCCGGCGACGACGGCGCACGGCUUUUGCCAGCCGCCACGGCAAGCGGCACGGUAAGAAGUCGAGGCUGCGCUGUAGCAAGAAACCCCUGCACGUGAACUUCAAGGAGCUGGGCUGGGACGACUGGAUCAUCGCGCCCCUGGAGUACGAGGCCUACCACUGCGAGGGCGUGUGCGACUUCCCGCUACGCUCGCACCUGGAGCCCACAAACCACGCCAUCAUCCAGACGCUGAUGAACUCCAUGGACCCCGGCUCCACACCGCCCAGCUGCUGCGUGCCCACCAAAUUGACUCCCAUCAGCAUCCUGUACAUAGACGCCGGCAACAACGUGGUCUACAAGCAGUAUGAGGACAUGGUGGUGGAGUCUUGCGGCUGCAGGUAG
This is a messenger RNA of Octodon degus (degu), 1347 nucleotides long. RefSeq names its product growth differentiation factor 6 (gene Gdf6). Lineage: Eukaryota; Metazoa; Chordata; Mammalia; Rodentia; Octodontidae. Gene Ontology annotation, biological process: BMP signaling pathway; SMAD protein signal transduction. The transcript is spliced from 2 exons. The record is from RefSeq and is a predicted model, not a curated record. Gene Ontology annotation, molecular function: growth factor activity; cytokine activity. Bases 1 to 1347 code for a protein of 448 amino acids. Gene Ontology annotation, cellular component: extracellular region.